ACACUCACACCACACACACGUGCCACACACACCCACCUUCAAAAAUAAAAAUCUUAAUCUCAUUUCCCCUUCCCAUUCUCCCCCAAUUCCCUUCCUGAAGCCCCCCACCCACCGACCUUCUCUAAUCUUAGCAGCCACCACCACGCAUCAGCGGUGCACCAGACAGACAGAGCAACACCACCCAUGUGCAUUUUUUUCCUAGCUCUACGUGUUAGGCCUAAAAGUGUAAUUAUGGAAUAUUUGAUUUCCAUUGUGACUCACUGUACGGCUACGGCUAGGGCGAAGAAAAAUCCCAAACUCAAAGAAGGUUUGAAAUGGAAGCUGAAGAAGUAGUACUUGAAGAAUUACUCAACGUUGAAGUUGAGAUUCACGAGGUUGAAGAACAAAUAUCGGUGUUGCUUGAAAAACAAGAGGGACUAUAUCAGAGACAAUCAGAACUAAAGACCCUGCUGGAAGCAGCGAAAGGGUCCACGAACAAUGUUAAUGAUAGUACUCCAACUGUUGUAGAAAAUUGGUCUGGGUCUUUUGAGUGGGAUUCUGAAGCUGAUGAUAUUAGAUUCAAUAUCUUUGGCAUAUCCUCUUAUCGUGCCAAUCAACGAGAGAUCAUAAAUGCUGUCAUGAGUGGAAGAGAUGUCCUAGUGAUUAUGGCUGCGGGUGGUGGGAAGAGCCUCUGUUAUCAGCUUCCAGCACUUCUUCGCAAUGGAGUUGCCCUUGUUGUCAGUCCCCUACUUUCACUAAUCCAGGAUCAGGUGAUGGGCUUGGCUGCUUUAGGAAUUUCGGCAAAUAUGUUGACGUCAACUACUAGUAAGGAGGAGGAGAAAUUUAUUUACAAGGCCCUUGAAAAGGGUGAAGGAGACUUGAAAAUAUUGUACGUGACACCAGAGAAGGUAUCAAAGAGCAAGAGAUUUAUGUCAAAGCUUGAAAAGUGCCACCAUGCUGGUCGUCUCGCUUUGAUUUCAAUUGAUGAGGCACACUGCUGCAGCCAAUGGGGUCAUGAUUUUCGACCUGACUAUAAAAACCUUGGCAUCCUUAAGACUCAAUUUCCCAAUGUUCCCAUGAUUGCUCUGACUGCAACAGCUACACAAAAGGUUCAAUAUGAUUUGAUGGAGAUGCUCCACAUUCCAAAGUGUGUCAAAUUUGUCAGCACUGUCAAUAGGCCAAAUCUCUUUUAUAUGGUACGAGAAAAAUCAUCUGUUGGGAAGGUGGCUAUUGAUGAAAUUUCGGAGUUCAUUCAAGAAAAUUAUAUAAAUAAUGAAUCUGGGAUAGUUUAUUGCUUCUCUAGAAAGGAAUGUGAACAGGUUGCAAAGGAGUUAAGGACAAGAGGAAUUUCAGCUGAUUAUUAUCAUGCAGAUAUGGAUGCCAAUGCCCGUGAGAAAGUUCAUACUCGGUGGAGCAAGAAUAAGUUGCAGGUCAUCGUUGGCACGGUAGCUUUUGGCAUGGGAAUCAAUAAGCCAGAUGUCAGGUUUGUCAUCCAUCACAGCUUGAGUAAAUCAAUGGAAACAUACUACCAGGAAAGUGGUCGAGCUGGACGAGAUGGGCUCCCUUCUCAAUGCCUACUUUACUUCAGGCCGGGGGACGUUCCCAGGCAGAGUUCGAUGGUUUUUUAUGAAAAUUCAGGAUUGCAGAAUCUUUAUGACAUAGUACGAUAUUGUCAGACAAGAAGACAAUGUCGUCGAAGUUCCUUUUUUCGACAUUUUGCUGAGCCACUUCAGGACUGUAAUGGUAUGUGUGACAACUGUGCAUUCUCAAGUGAGAUUAGAACAGUGGAUGUCUCUCGUCAUGCGAAAUUAAUGGUUUCUGUACUGCAAGACACACUGGAAAAUGAUCAGAGAUUAACAAUGUUGCAGCUGAUUGAUAAAAUGAAAACUAAACACAAAAAAGAAGAUCCUGAUUUAAAGAAAGAAGAAAUGGAACAGCUUGUCAUACAGCUUAUCUUAGAUCGCGUUUUGAAAGAAGAAUUUCAGCAUACAGCUUAUUCCACAAAUGCUUAUGUAACAUUAGGACCCUUGGCUAGACAAGUAUUGCAAGGGAAGAGAAACGUUACGCUUGAGUUAUGUAUUGGACAAAAAAGAGUAGCUCGAAUGAAGUCGGUUAAACAAAGUCUUCAAUAUUCUGGCUUGGAAUUAAAGCUUGAUGAGUUGAGAAGAGAGCUCUCUUCUAUCCAUGGAGGAAUAUUUCCCCAUUCAAUCUUGUCUACUCAACAAAUCAGCAUCUUAAGUGAGCAGAAGCCUAAUUCUAUGGAAGAGUUGGAGAAGAUGAUUGGAAAAGUGAAAACAGAGAAGUAUGGUAGUAGAAUUCUUGAACAAAUAAGCAAAUAUUCAGAUAUGGCUGAAAAUUAUGAGAAGAAAGAAGAAGCAAGUGAAGAGAGAGCAACAAAGAGAUUGAAGACCAAGAAAGCCAUAGUUGUUAAAAUAGAUAGUAGUAGUGAUGAUGAUUUUCAAGAUCCAUAAAUGGAAAAACUUCUAUUGUUUCCUUCCAUUGGUACCCUUUGGCUUCUUGUUACAUUUUUUCUUUAAAUUAUUAUUAUUAUUAUAUAUAAUUUUUUAAAAGAACUUUUGUCUUACCAUUGACAAAAGUCAAAGGAGAUAAUGAGAGGAAAGGAAAAAAAUUAAGGUCG
Messenger RNA from Cannabis sativa, 2617 nucleotides. Its product is annotated as ATP-dependent DNA helicase Q-like 2. Bases 315 to 2450 code for a protein of 711 amino acids. Gene Ontology annotation, cellular component: mediator complex; cytoplasm; chromosome. The transcript has 21 exons. The record is from RefSeq and is a predicted model, not a curated record. Gene Ontology annotation, biological process: double-strand break repair via homologous recombination. Gene Ontology annotation, molecular function: nucleic acid binding; 3'-5' DNA helicase activity; four-way junction helicase activity. NCBI's taxonomy places the organism in Eukaryota, Viridiplantae, Streptophyta, Magnoliopsida, Rosales, Cannabaceae.